CUCCGAUUCACCCCUUCCAGCAGCAUUAUUGGACGGGUGCUUUCUUUCUUUCAUUCUUUAAUCCCACUCGGUCAACCUCCGCCAAUUCUUCGCAUUGAUUCCAGCUGUGCUGCGGACCGGUGUCGCCCUACCUAUCCCCACAUGUCUCGCGCAUCGGCCAUCUCACUCAUUUCCCGAGAACGGCUUUCAUUCAACAUCAUCAAACCAGCAUUCUGAUAAGUGGCAUUCUUAACUCACUGGUCACGCCGAGGUUGCGCAACCGGCGCAGACAUGAUGGCGACCGCAAUUUCCAAGCCGGCCUCCCAUACCCAGAAGAUGAAGCGGCCGCCCCCGCCUUUCGGCCAGGCCGCGGUCAAUGGAGUCAAGGGCCAGCACCUCUCGUCUUCGCCCACAUCCGCCGCAAAGCGUCUUCCCACGGGAGCCUCCGCCAACGCAACUUCCAAUUUCACAAAUGGCGUGGCCCAUGUGGCGAGUUCCACCACUAAAGGCCCCCUUAAUCGGACCAGGAAUCAGUCGCAAAGACCCAUGGAUCAGUCCUCGCGCUCUGGCCGGCCAGUAACGAGGACCGCUACAACAGAUCAGGCAUACCGAGUUGGGAAAAAAGCACCUGAACCAUAUGUGAAAACUACAUCCUAUAUCCUCAAGAAAUAUUCGAAAUGCCCCCCAUCCCUCAUUGUGCAUUUACAUCCUACACAUUUUCGAUUUGAACAGCAAGAUGGUAGCUUCCCUUACAACUCCGAGAUGAAGGUCAUCAUCGAGCACAUUCGUGCCGGGACAGUUCCGCAUGAUCUGAUCGAGGAGCUACUGCGAGGCGGUGUGCAGUUCUAUGAAGGUUGCCUCAUCGUCCGUGUCAUCGAUCACAAGUCUGCUUCGGCGCAAGCAAGAAAAGUAUCCACUACCUCAUCCAACGAGAACAACACACCAUUCUCCCUACACAAUUAUAACGAGCAUGUUACCCCAUCGGCUUUUGUUCCAUACCCAAAGCAAAAUCAACUCACGUCGGCCACACAAGGCACCAGGCCCGAUGGGACACCGAUUGCCAAUCAACAGACAGAUAACCUGACGAUUGGUGAGCAGACGGACGACAAAAGCAGCAACACAAGUCAGAAAAAUGAUCCCAUGAAGCCUCGAGUAUUCACCACAGUACUCCAUCCCACUGCCCGAACUUUGCAAGCAGAAUUGACACUGCUGGUCACCACUCCCGACCCGAGAGCCAACAAAGCACCAGCGCAAUCAACCUCCUCUGGUACUUCAGCUACCCCUGGAAGCAGCCAACCAGAUCGUGGUCACGUCACAAAGAGACAGAAAAUGCUGGUUGAGCCCGAGGACCUUUUGGAAUGCGAAUCUAAGAUGAUACAGGCCUUGGCGCCUCCUAUCUUCUUGGACCCUGUGCAUAGUAUCGAAGCUGCCCAAGAGCUGUUUAAGCACCUGGAAAGCCCACUGCAUUGCGACCCGCUGCCGUUGCCCAAGCGCCGAAAGAGAACUGUUGCCGAACUUGCCGCGGACGAAGCCUUGGCAGCCGAAGAGGAGAGAUUCAUGCUCAUCAUGGACGAGCGUCUGGAGCCCACGGCUUCUGGUCCUGGCGGUGCUGCGAAGGCUGCUGCCGUGGAUGACGCGGGUGGCGUGGCACCAUUCGAACCCCGAUUCUCUCGUUUCAAGACGCUUGAAACGAUUCGCAUGCAACAUGAGGAGAAGGCUAAGCGUGAACACGAAAUGAAGCUGAAGCAAGAGUUGGCCAAGAGACAGCAGCAGGAUCAGGAGAGAGAGCGGCGCCGUGCGAUCGAGCAGCGGCAAGCCGAGGAACACGCGAAAGAGGAAUCGCGGAGACAACAACUCGCUGCCCAGCAGGCGCAGGCCCAACUCGCUGCGCAACAGCAAAAUCGUCACAUUAUGGCUCAGCCCAAUGGCGUCAGCCAAGGCCAACAGUCUUCGCCUGUUGUACGUAACCAGACCCCACAUGCCACUUCAUCACCACUAGUUGGUAACAUUAUGCCGCAGGCGGUUCCAAUGACCAUGACCGCAUCUGGGUCUGGCAGUCCACCGCGACCUCCAUCUUCUUUACAGCAUGCGCAUCCGAAUGUUAUGAGCCACCCGAUGGCACCUUCGAGAAGCCAGCAAGGACCAAGCCGACAUGGUACUCCACAGAUGACUCAAGGCACACCAGCUAUGUCGCAUGCCACACCAAUCAUGCGUAAUGUUACGCCUACUCAGCGGAUGGGCCAUGGCAGUCCAACUCACUCGAUGGGUCAGACUCCGGUGAUGAAUCAGGGCAUGGCAGCCACGCCGCAAAUGAACGGGGGCAUGCCUUUCACCCCCCAACAGCAAAUGAUGCUGCAACAUCGACAGCAAGCGCUUCUUCAGGCGCAACAACAAGGACAUAUUCAGCACAAUCAGUUCACACCACAGCAGCUAGCCCAAUUGCAAGCUAAUGCCCACGCCCAACAAAAUAUCCAAUCUCAUCAACACCAAAUGCUACAGCAGCAACAGCAGCAACAGCAGCAGCAGCAGCAGCAACAGCAACAGCAACAGCAACAAACCCAUCAGGGUGUUCCUAAAGUUACUCAACAAGGCCAGCAAGCAUACCAGGCUCAGCUCAUGCGUGCUCAAUAUGCGCAGAUGCAAAUAGUCAAACAACAGCAGCAAGGCCAGCACCCACAAAUGCAGGGCCAGCAAGCCCAGCCACACCAAGGCAAUCAGCAGUUAACAAACCAGCAACAGCAGCAAAUGCUGAUGGCAGCUGCACAGGCGAAUGGCGGCCAAAUGGGUCAAAACGGACAGCCCAUGAACCAAGCACAAAGAUACACCCAGCUCUACCAACAGCGACUGCUUCGCAUGCGACAUGAUAUGUCGACACGCUACAUGGCUCAGUAUGGCCCGCCAAACCAGUAUCCUUCCAAUAUUGCGCAGCAGUAUGGCCCUGGGCUGGAAAAGACCGCCAAAGCGUGGGUCUCCGAGGUCAUGCGACGUGAGCGGGAUGGUGGACAGCAACAACAGCAACAGCGGGCUGCGUUGCAAGCCCAGCAAAUGCAAGCGCAGGGCUCGAUGCACAGUAUGGGUGGAAUGAACAACUGA
Molecule: messenger RNA, 3072 nt
Organism: Penicillium samsonianum
Lineage: Eukaryota; Fungi; Ascomycota; Eurotiomycetes; Eurotiales; Aspergillaceae
Exons: 3
Coding region: 271-3072 (933 amino acids)
Biological process (GO): regulation of transcription by RNA polymerase II
Cellular component (GO): SAGA complex
Molecular function (GO): transcription coregulator activity
Source: RefSeq, a predicted model, not a curated record